Molecule: messenger RNA, 1388 nt
Organism: Jaminaea rosea
Lineage: Eukaryota; Fungi; Basidiomycota; Exobasidiomycetes; Microstromatales
Product: Snf7-domain-containing protein
Exons: 2
Coding region: 469-1152 (227 amino acids)
Biological process (GO): vesicle budding from membrane; late endosome to vacuole transport via multivesicular body sorting pathway
Cellular component (GO): ESCRT III complex; multivesicular body; cytoplasmic side of plasma membrane
Source: RefSeq, a predicted model, not a curated record
CAACAUCACCAUCAUCGACGCGCAGCCUUGCACCGAUCCUCCCGCGUUCCCUCGCUUGCUGAGUCACUGACUCACAGUCAGGUCAGGUCAGCAUUGUGAGUAUGUCGCAAGCAUGAACACGGCUCCAAGGCGCAGGACGACGAGGCUAUGCGCUAGCGUCUGCCUUUGAUCAGGUGGAGUACACCUGUUCAACACCGCCCACUCGUCUGGCUCAGCGUCUGAUGGCGAGCUUGAUCGGGGUUGUGGACGAGACGACUCAUAGAAGGCCUGCUGCCUCUGAUGUAGCUGCUGACCAUCAUGUCCCUCGCGCCUCGCAGCUCGUCCCUGACUCGUCCAGCCAACAUCGCCCCGACCCAAGCAUACACUCAACGCCUUUUGCGUGGCGCACGAGAGAGAAGCGCCUCUCACAACGGACUUGUCCUUCUCUAGCCAACUUCAGCAGAUUUCGUACCCCUCACCUACCGCACCAUGUCAUCCUGGACAUCCUGGCUUGUAGGCCGGCGAGACAACACUCAUGCGGCCCGCGACGCAAUCGUAGGGCUGCGAUCGCAGCUCUUGAUGCUGGAGAAGAAGGAAGAGCACCUCAACAAGAAGAUUGCAGAUGAGACAAAAAAGGCAAAGGCCAAUGUUACGACAAAUAAGAGGGCCGCGCAAGCCGCCCUUCGUCAGAAAAAGGCCUACGAAAACGAGCUCGACCGCAUCGCAGGCACGCGCAUGACGCUCGAGACUCAAGUCAACGCAAUCGAGUCUGCCAACAUGAAUCUGGAGACGAUGACGGCCAUGCGUCGCGGCGCCGAUGCCCUGCGCAAUAUCCACGGCUCAUUGAACAUCGACCGCGUCGACUCCACCAUGGACUCGAUUCGCGAACAAAUGGACCUCACCAACGAGAUCAGCGACGCCAUCAGCAACCCGGUGGGCAUGGGCCACGACGGAUUGGAUGAGGAGGAGUUGGGUAGAGAGUUGGAGGAGCUGGAGCAGGAGGAGCUCAACGAGAGACUCGUGGGAGCAGAGAGGGCACCAGUGCAUAGCUUGCCUUCGACGGGCGUGGCACAACAGCAGGCGGCAGGGCCGAGUAGGAGACCAGCGCAGCAGGUGGAAGAGGACGAUGAUGAUGCAGAACUCAAGGCACUUCAGGCUGAGCUGGCUAUGUGAGCGCGGAUGGGGAUUCGAAAGGAGCGUCGCGAGAGCUUGCUGGGAGCGGCAGGGUGGUAUGUACGGCGAGAUACGUUCAGGCGUGGCAGUGGCAAUUCCCUCUACUUUCCCCAUCUCCAUCCUGCACCUUCAGUCUGUAGAAUUUAUCACAUACUCGACCACCUCUGUCGUGCAUGUCUGCAUGUGAGGGGGCGCGCCGAGCAGACAUGCGUAGGGAUGAAGAAAGCCCGCUGAAA